Molecule: messenger RNA, 2415 nt
Organism: Monopterus albus (swamp eel)
Lineage: Eukaryota; Metazoa; Chordata; Actinopteri; Synbranchiformes; Synbranchidae
Product: vascular cell adhesion protein 1
Exons: 8
Coding region: 177-2189 (670 amino acids)
Biological process (GO): cell adhesion
Molecular function (GO): integrin binding
Source: RefSeq, a predicted model, not a curated record
CCUGUUUAUUGGGGCGUUGAAUUUCCACCUUGUAGACUGACAGUUUCCCUCUCCUUGGGUGUUGUAACUGUCAGAAGCUGGUCAUCAGCGUCAGGGUCAGGAUAGAUCUAAUCCAGGUCCUGAAACUGGACAUCCUCUAGAAACACACCUUAUCUGUCCUAUGCUGAUCUAACAUCAUGUCUCUGAGGAUGUUGGGCCUUCUCAUUCUUGUGUUCUUACUGCAUGAUGUGGUCAGUUUUUGCACUGAUAACCCACUCGUCCUGGACCCUCCUAAGGUUAUAAGACAAUAUGGAGAGGAGGCCAUAGUAAACUGCACCAGCACAGAUAUAAUACCUGCUGAGAUGUAUUGGACAAAUGAAAUGAAUGAAAAAGUCGCUGAAGUGGAAGAGUAUUUACAUUAUGUGUUGUGGAAAGUGUCAUUAUCAGACUGGAAUGUAAAGGCCAGGUGCAAUAUAAGUCUGAAUGAGCAUGAUAAAUGCAGCAAAGACCUUGAAAUCACCAUUUACAAGAAUCCAGACACUGUGACAGUGUCUGCAGUGACUCAUGGUCCAGUGAUGGAGGGUGAAACGUAUAAGUUGCGGUGUGACAUCAUCAAUGUCGCUCCUGUUCAGAACCUCACUGUGAGGUGGUACAAAGACCAUCAAAUCAUCAAGACUGAUUUUUUCACCAACAAAACCAAAACACCAGUCAAUGAGUCCUCUACCCUGACAGUCAACAUCAGCAAAAGAGAAAAUGGAGUUCAGUUUAAAUGUGAGGCUCUGAUGGACAUUGGACCGCCAACUCCUGUAACGUCUAACACACACAGUGUUUCUGUGCACUAUGCUCCUGAGCUCAACAACCAAACUGCUGACCUCUAUGUGAGAGAAGGUAAUGAUGUUCCCCUGACCUGUGAAGCUGAGGGCGAACCUUCUCCUUCCUUUUACUGGACCUGUGAUGGCAUGACUAUGUCAGAGAGCACAAACAGUCUGAUUAUUCCUCAAGUAAACACCAGUGCAACCUACACCUGCACUGCUACCAACUAUCUGGGAAACAUAACUAAACAAAUCCACAUUCAUGUGAUAAGGAACACCAUGACAUCACCUGCUACAACCAUGACAUCACUGGUGGCAUCAAAACCAAAAAGUUGCCUUAUAACACUGAUGCCUCCUAAACUUGUGGUGAGAUUUGGAGACCAAGUUUCAGUUAACUGCACCACAUCAGCCACAAAUAUUUCUGAAAUGGGCUGGGAGGCUUCAGUUGGAGCCACAGGAAUGAAAAAUUCUUCUUGGGUCACCUGGAUGGUUGAAAAACUUAUCUACUGGACUGUACAACCUAUGUGUUUUGUUAAUCUGGAGAAUGGUGUCCAGUGUUUCGAGAGCCCAGCUAUCACUGUUUAUAAGAAUCCAGACACUGUGACAGUCUCUGCAGUGACUCAUGGUCCAGUGAUGGAGGGUGAAACGUAUAAGUUGCGGUGUGACAUCAUCAAUGUCGCUCCUGUUCAGAACCUCACUGUGAGGUGGUACAAAGACCAUCAAAUCAUCAAGACUGAUUUUUUCACCAACAAAACCAAAACACCAGUCAAUGAGUCCUCUACCCUGACAGUCAACAUCAGCAGAAGAGAAAAUGGAGUUCAGUUUAAAUGUGAGGCUCUGAUGGACUUUGGACCACCAACUCCUGUAACGUCUAACACACACAGUGUUUCUGUGCACUAUGCUCCUGAGCUCAACAACCAAACUGCUGACCUCUAUGUGAGAGAAGGUAAUGAUGUUCCCCUGACCUGUGAAGCUGAGGGCAAACCUUCUCCUUCCUUUUACUGGACCUGUGAUGGCAUGACUAUGUCAGAGAGCACAAACAGUCUGAUUAUUCCUCAAGUAAACACCAGUGCAACCUACACCUGCACUGCUACCAACUAUCUGGGAAACAUAACUAAACAAAUCCACAUUCACAUGAUAAAGAACCUAGUACCAAAAGGACCAGAGCCGGUCCCUACUACAACCUCAGCACCUUACACUGCUGAUGCGCACGGUGAACCCAAUAAAACCGUCUCAGCUGUUCCUUGGUGGCUAAUCCUGCUGUCCAUCAUUUGUAUCCUCCUCGCCAUCCUUGUGGUCAUUGUGACCAUUGCCUACAAAAACAGUAAAAAGCGUGGACAAUAUUCUUUUAUCAAUAACAAUAUCCCUUUGAGUAAGUUUGAAGAUGCAAAAGCUUAGCUCAGUUUAUUACUUGCUGAAUAUGUAAGAUUAAUUCAGCCUGGGGAUUAAAAACACAGUCAUAUAUGUCAUUUAUCAUGCAUGUCCUGUAAAUUUUGUUAGUUCAUUUAGGAAUUUGGUAUAGUAAUGGUCUAUGUUUGCACCAGAAUAGACUGUCUUUUGUACAAGCCUGUUAUGGGGCUGAGGUACUAAUUAGCACCACAGAUUUUCCAAAUAUAUUUUAACA